CAACCGCCAGCCGUUCAACCCUUUCCUUUUAGGCCUCCACCCCCCCGGAAGACGCAAACUCAAACUCGUACAAGUCUCCCGACUUCGAAAGAGCGUUCCCCAUCGCCUACAAAGAGCAUUCCCCAUCUCCACCCCCUAAAAUUACAACAACCCUAAACCCUAGACACAAAACCCCCCCUCCUAAACCAUUUCCCUUCAACGACAGCGAUCCUCUGCAGCUUCCUGAAACCGUUGCGUUUACCCCGCCUGCGAUAGAAGAUGCCUUUCUUUGUUCACCAUCCCCGCACUCCGCAUCUGCGCAGGCGGAGAUAUGAUAGGCAGCGGGACGCCCCCCACACGUAUGGCAACACAGUUGAGUGCCUCAAGAUGGUUCUGGUGUUCGCGUCAGGCAUGCUCGCCGUGAUAAUGUUGAUAUCUGGAGGUGAGAGCACUCGCUGCAUGCACACAGAACGCUCUGAUCUGGUCCUUCCGUUCUUUUCCAUGCAGGUCUCGUGUUCAUGUCGCUGACACACGAGGGCAGAAUCCAGCACAUGGGCGGCCAACUGUCACGCCAUGAAGCGGCCAUCUCUCAGCUUGAGCAGUCACUGAUGCAGAUGAGGCACGACCACAACGCGACGAAGACAGGCCUCGCGGACGUGCUGCGCCGCACGUUUCAGGAGCUGCAGACGACCAAGAAUGAGGUCCGCGCCAGCAGGACGGCCCAGCAGGAGGACAAGGCCGCGAUCGAGGGCAUGCUGAUGCAGAUGGCCCAGAACAGCACCGGCCAAGACAAGAGGAUCAGAUACCUCGCUGAGUCUCUCCUCGACCUCACGAGAGCCCAUGAACUGACAAGGCUGUGGGCACUGAGGGCGGGUGGAGCGACCGAGAGCUUGAUGGAUGACGUGGCGGCUCUUCGGGAGAACGUGUCCGAUUUGGAGGCUAUGCAGGAGCAGCUGCAGCUUCUGAAGGAGAAGGUGGACAGCUGGUGGCCGGGGUUCUGGGAGGCGCUGUUUGGAGGUGUCGAGAUGAUUCGGCUUGCGAAAUGGCUGUCGUGCUUCUUUGCUGGAGGGGGCUGGUCCAUCUGUACCAUGCUGUGAUGAGCUUUUCCCUGGUUGCAUGAUGGGUGGAUGUACCAUGCUUGUGCUAUCCUCGGCUGCCCUGCGGCUGUCGUCUUGGGUGGCAGUGCUGUUGGUGAGGCAGUGUCUGCAAGUAUGCCAGACACCGCCAUUCCAACGGGGCCGGCAUGCAGGAUGGCAGGCGCAGGACAGGAAGGCGCUGAAUCAGUGUGCGUGCGUGAGUGUCGGUAUCGUCUGCGUAUCGUAUCGCCUUGAGCUCUGAUGUUAUGUGUGCGUGUGAGGGAUUGGCCACGUUUUGGGUCACACACUCAGAGAGCUGAAGCGCGGGGCUUUGUACCAUAUCACAGGAAGGCCUUGACUGACUGACUGACUGACUGAUCGUAUGCGUUUGCGCAGCCCAGACACACGAGUAGGUAGGGGGACGGUACUCCGUAGUUUGUGGACAGAUCGACUGACACAACGACAGACAUUCGACGCAUCAAAAGCUUCAGUGUAUG
Molecule: messenger RNA, 1552 nt
Organism: Vitrella brassicaformis
Lineage: Eukaryota; Vitrellaceae
Source: the annotation of a GenBank genome assembly